GCAAGGGUUUUCAUCACCCUUUAAUAUUCACCGAAGUUCGUCAAGGUUUGUGGAUGCAUUAAUAGGUCAAAGGACGUCUUGGCAAAAAGAUAGGUGAUGAAAGCCACUCAUAAAACAAGCAAAGCCCAGCCAAUUGCCAUGAGCAGUGAGCUGAACGUGCCCAUGGGCUCCCCAGCCCCAGGGGGCUCUGAGCAGAUGACGGAGGGUGGAGGGAUGGACUACAGGGACUGGGUGCGCCGCAGCUACCUGGAGCUGGUCACCUCCAACCACCACUCUGUGCAGGCCCUGUCUUGGAGGAAGCUCUACUUGAGCCGGGCCAAACUGAAAGCCUCCAGCCGCACUUCUGCCCUGCUCUCUGGCUUCGCUAUGGUGGCCAUGGUGGAGGUCCAGCUGGAGAUGCAGUACAACUACCCGCGCAUGCUCCUUAUGGCCUUUAGCGUGUGCACUACGGUGCUGGUGGCUGUGCACCUGUUCGCCCUGCUCAUCAGCACAUGCAUCCUACCCAACGUGGAGGCAGUCAGCAAUAUCCACAACCUCAACUCAGUCAGCGAGUCACCCCACGAGCGCAUGCACCACUACAUCGAGCUGGCCUGGGGCUUCUCCACUGCCCUGGGCAUCCUGCUUUUCCUGGCCGAGGUGGUGCUGCUCUGCUGGAUCAAGUUCCUGCCUGUGGACUCUAGUUCCACCAACCAGGUGGCGGUGGCUGCCGCCGAGCUGGCACUAUCCAAGCUGAACUGUAGCGGCCCCGCCGUGCCGCCCAAGCCCACCCCUCUCCAUGGGCAUAGUGGCUGGCAGGCAGCCCUGGCCUCCACCAUCAUCAUGGUGCCGGUGGGGGUGAUCUUUGUGGUAUUCACCAUCCACUUCUACCACUCGCUGGUGAGCCACAAGACAGAGCGCCACCACAAGGAGAUCGAGGAACUGCACAAUAUUAAGGUGCAGCUGGACGGGUGCGAGAGAGGCCUACAGGCAGUGUGAUCUCUUAAGCUUUUCUCUCUGUGCUCUUCCUGUCCACUCUCAAUGCCUUCUCACAUUGUUGAGAAGCACCAAAAUUCCACUGAAUAAGUGGGAGGAUUAAGGAUUUCCUUAUCCCUUAUUUAUCAAGCACCCGUCCCUAUUCAGCCUCUAGCCUGUUCAUUGUUAGUGCCUUCCUUAAACUUUUUGGCAAAGAGCCCCAAAACUCCACUUAAUGUGUGGGAAGUUUAAGGAAUUCUCAACACUACUAAAUUAUGGAGGUCAAAGUUUAUAGUAUGUUUGUUUGAUUUGGAAAAGAAUAUCUUGUCUCUGUGAGAGAAUAUCUUAAGUGCUAUUUUGUUAGUUGUUCAUUUGUGCCAUCUCUCCACAUUUCAUAAAGGAAGUGGUGUCAACCCUCCCCUCAUGUGCUUAACUUGUUCUCACAAGGCUGUUAUUGUGGUCAUGCUAGGCUAUAAUCAACACUGAGACCGGAGUUGUAAGUAGAUGCAGAAGCUGGUGGAAACAGAAGUCCAUUUACUUUUGAAGUUGUUCAUGCUGCACCAAACAGUGUGUAAUGUACACUCCCCUCCGUAUGUACACUGAACAAAAAUAACUGAACAGAAAUAUAAACACAACAUGCAACAA
Coregonus clupeaformis (lake whitefish) is the source of this 1596-nucleotide messenger RNA. RefSeq names its product ORAI calcium release-activated calcium modulator 2 (gene orai2). Gene Ontology annotation, biological process: store-operated calcium entry. Gene Ontology annotation, cellular component: membrane. The transcript has 4 exons. Gene Ontology annotation, molecular function: store-operated calcium channel activity. The coding region runs from base 97 to 975 and encodes 292 amino acids. The record is from RefSeq and is a predicted model, not a curated record. Lineage: Eukaryota; Metazoa; Chordata; Actinopteri; Salmoniformes; Salmonidae.